Molecule: messenger RNA, 1820 nt
Organism: Podarcis muralis (Common wall lizard)
Lineage: Eukaryota; Metazoa; Chordata; Lepidosauria; Squamata; Lacertidae
Source: RefSeq, a predicted model, not a curated record
UGAACUGUGUUACUAGUUUGUGUUUAUAUGAUGGUGCGGUAGUGUGGGUAGCAAGAUAAAACACGCUGAGACUGAAGAGCACUCUUUGCGAAGCACCAUCAUGUUUUUUGUGCAUUUCACAGGACUAAACCACCUGCCCUUUGACCCUGGCAAUAGCAAACCUCUGCCAUUCAAUAGCAGCCCUGCUGAAAAUGGAGGCGAGGCAAGCCAGAAACGGAAGAGGAUAAAUUUGCCUACAGACAGCAUCCCAAAUCUGAAUCUAGAGUCUCCUCCAAUGGAUUUGGGCAUGUCAGACCCAACAGCCUGGACCACUGCAAUGAAUAACUUGGGGAUGGCACCAAUGGGAAUAACAGGAGAUCCUCUUUUGCCUGACUUCGACCCUGUGCUUGGAAUGAUGACUGGGAUCCCACCAAUCAGUCCCUUGAUGCCUGGCUUGGAAAUAGUGCCACCACCAGUGAUUAAGGAGAUCAUACAUUGCAAAAGUUGCACACUCUUCCCGCCUAACUCAAAUCUGCCUCCUCCCACCACAAGGGAAAGACCUCCUGGAUGCAAGACGGUAUUUGUUGGAGGACUGCCAGAAAAUGCAACAGAAGAGACUGUUGUGGAGAUUUUUGAGCAGUGUGGAGAGAUCUUAGCGCUUCGGAAGAGCAAAAAGCACUUCUGCCACAUCCGUUUUUCUGAGGAAUACAUGGUGGACAAGGCUAUUUAUUUGUCUGGUUAUCGCAUCAGGCUGGGCUCCAGCACUGAUAAAAAGGAUACAGGGCGCCUACACGUGGAUUUUGCUCAAGCCCGGGAUGAUUUCUACGAGUGGGAAUGCAAGCAGCGGAUGCUUGCCCGGGAAGAGCGCCAUCGCAGAAGGAUGGCAGAAAAACAGUUCCACCCUCCCUCCCCACCUCCUGUUGUCCACUAUUCGUAUUAUGAGUGCAGUAUUGUUGCUGAGAAGCUAAAAGAUGAUUCCAAGUUUUUGGAAGCGGUGCAGACACUGCUGGCCUGGAUAGAGCGUGGGGAAGUGAACAGACGGACUGCAAACAACUUCUACUCAAUGAUCCAGUCGGUCAACAGCCACAUCCGCCGGCUUACAAAUGAGAAAGCAGUCCAUGAAAAGGAAAUGGAAGAAGCAAAGGAGAAGUUCAAGCUUGCACUCGCAGGAAUUCUUGCUCAGUUCGAGCAGAUAGUGGCCGUGUACCAUUCUGCAUCCAAACAAAAGGCUUGGGACCAUUUCACGAAAGCGCAACGUAAGAACAUCAGCGUAUGGUGCAAGCAAGCUGAGGAAAUCCGCAACAUUCAGAAUGAUGAGCUGAUGGGCAUCCGACGAGAAGAGGAAAUGGAAAUGUCUGACGACGAGACAGAGCCAUCAGAUGCCAAGGAGAUGGAAGAGUCAGCUUUAAUAUCUCAAGCAGAAGCUCUGAAGGAAGAAAAUGACAGCUUAAAAUGUCAGCUUGAUGCGUACAGGAAUGAGGUGGAUCUCUUAAAGCAAGAGCAGGGCAAAGUGGACAGAGAUGAAGACAUAAGCAAAGACCAGAAAUUAAAGAUUCUCCAGCAGGCUUUGCAAGGCAUGCAGCAGCAUCUCCUGAAACUCCAAGAUGAAUGUGAAAGAAGAGAUGCAGAACUGGAAAAAGUCAAUGAAGAAAAGGCACAACUCGACAAAUUGCUUGAAAGCCUAAAUGAAAAGGUAAGAUUUGCUCCCAGGUGCUGGUCUUGCUGGCUCUCCAUCCUAACUUGGACAUAAAGCUCCCUUUGUAACUGGGAGCCCAUAUUUCUCUCUUACAGCCUAAAUCCACCUCACAGGGUAGUUGUGAAGAUAAAAAGACUGGAAUAGG